This is a messenger RNA of Racocetra persica, 688 nucleotides long. The record is from the annotation of a GenBank genome assembly. Lineage: Eukaryota; Fungi; Glomeromycota; Glomeromycetes; Diversisporales; Gigasporaceae.
GAUCGAAUCAUUCUCAAAACCGGUCCCAGAUAUUAGUGCUCCAAACAGCAGUGAGCAUCAUUAUUGGUCAGAAUUUGGACAUCGUUUUUUCUCAAGGGCAUUACAAGAAUUUGUAGGUCUUGAUUGGAGGGCCAUGGAAGUUCCCGUACAGGCCUCGAAGUAUCGAAAAAAUUAUGGAUAUAAUCAUAUCUUAGACAGAGUAGUUGAUGGAAAAUCUGCGGACUUGUUGGCGUGGAUGUGGAAAACGGGUGAAGAAAUUUUUGUUGGAGAACAAGCCGGACCCCCCACUCAAUGUGAUUUAACAAAACUAGCAACCGAUUCUUUUAAAUUGUAUAGAGAAAUGAGAGAUUGUUUAAAUGUUAGAAUUUUACGGGCCAUGGGAAAGGGUGACAUGAAUUACAAUAAUCGGUCUGUUUUCGGAAUAUUGGGUUAUCUCUUCGAAAUCAAAAUGCUUAUAAUGUGGAAAGAUGGAGUAUAUGUAUAUGAAGAAUAUGGAAGUUUAAACAUUACUUCUAAUCCAAAUAUGAUUUCAGAGAUGAAAUCAGGUAUACUAAGGUUAUUGGAAUUUAUGAUGAUCAUUAAAGUAGAAACAAAAAAUAACGUGACAACAGAAUAUGAUGCUGAUUCUGUACAGAUUUUGAAAAGGAAAUAUAAUGAAAUUAUUCAAACAAAGCCAUCACCUUCGAAA